CUGCCGCCGCCGAGCAGCCUCCUCCCCCCACCUCUCCCCGGGCAGGAGCCGCCGCCGCCGCACCGCGGAGCAAGGAGGCAGCGGGAGCAACCAGGGCGCCGGCCGGCCGGCGGUGGCGGAGCAGCUGCAGCACCCACCCGGCACGGAGGCUACUCAAUGCUGCACCUUCCGGAGCUGCAUGAGAGGCCGGUAGAGGACUGUGGAGAAGGAAAGUUUAUAACCAGUGGCACCAGGAUGGACUUUCCUGCUACCCAGCCAAAACCUCCUGCCGAUGGCAAGAUCAUCUACUAUCCUCCCGGAGUAAAGGAGAUAACAGACAAAAUUACUAACGAUGAGGUGGUCAAACGGUUGAAGAUGGUAGUAAAAACCUUCAUGGACAUGGACCAGGACUCAGAAGAUGAGAAACAGCAGUAUCUCCCUUUAGCUUUGCAUCUUGCAUCUGAAUUCUUCCUCAGGAAUCCCAACAAAGAUGUGCGUCUCCUUGUAGCAUGUUGCUUGGCUGAUAUAUUCCGAAUCUAUGCUCCAGAAGCGCCAUAUACAUCCCAUGAUAAACUUAAGGACAUAUUCUUGUUUAUUACAAGACAGUUAAAAGGCUUGGAGGACACUAAGAGCCCCCAAUUUAACCGAUACUUUUACUUAUUAGAGAAUUUAGCUUGGGUUAAAUCUUACAACAUCUGCUUUGAGUUGGAAGAUUGCAAUGAAAUUUUUAUUCAGCUUUUUAGGACUCUUUUUUCAGUCAUCAACAAUAGUCACAACCAGAAGGUACAAAUGCACAUGCUGGAUUUGAUGAGUUCUAUCAUCAUGGAGGGUGAUGGAGUAACUCAAGAGCUCCUGGACUCCAUUCUCAUUAACCUCAUUCCUGCACACAAGAAUCUUAAUAAACAAGCAUUUGAUCUUGCAAAAGUCUUGUUGAAAAGGACUGUCCAGACUAUUGAACCAUGUAUCGCCAAUUUUUUUAACCAGGUUCUGGUACUGGGAAAGUCUUCAGUAAGUGACUUGUCAGAACAUGUAUUUGAUCUGAUACAAGAGCUGUUUGCCAUAGAUCCUCACUUAUUGCUGUCUGUCAUGCCACAGCUUGAGUUCAAACUGAAGAGUAAUGAUGGAGAAGAGCGUUUGGCUGUUGUUCGACUUCUAGCUAAACUAUUUGGCUCUAAAGAUUCUGAUCUGGCAACACAAAAUCGUCCUCUUUGGCAAUGCUUUCUUGGACGAUUUAAUGAUAUCCAUGUCCCUGUGAGAUUAGAAAGUGUGAAAUUUGCCAGUCAUUGUUUAAUGAACCAUCCGGAUUUAGCAAAAGACCUCACCGAGUACUUGAAGGUUAGAUCACAUGACCCAGAAGAAGCUAUUCGACAUGAUGUCAUUGUUACAAUUAUAACGGCUGGGAAGAGAGACCUUUCUUUAGUCAAUGACCAGCUACUUGGCUUUGUAAGGGAAAGAACACUAGAUAAACGGUGGCGAGUAAGAAAAGAAGCUAUGAUGGGACUUGCCCAGCUAUACAAGAAGUAUUGUCUUCAUGCUGAGGCUGGCAAAGAUGCUGCAGAGAAAGUGAGCUGGAUAAAGGAUAAACUUUUGCACAUAUAUUAUCAGAAUAGCAUUGAUGACAAGUUACUGGUAGAGAAAAUCUUUGCUCAGUAUCUUGUCCCACACAAUUUGGAAACCGAAGAGAGAAUGAAAUGCUUGUACUAUUUAUAUGCUAGCUUGGAUCCAAAUGCUGUCAAAGCACUGAAUGAGAUGUGGAAGUGCCAGAAUAUGCUUAGGAGUCAUGUACGAGAAUUAUUGGACUUGCAUAAGCAGCCCACUUCGGAAGCAAAUAGUAGUGCCAUGUUUGGAAAGCUGAUGACCAUAGCAAAAAACCUUCCAGAUCCUGGAAAAGCACAAGAUUUUGUGAAGAAAUUCAAUCAGGUUCUUGGGGAUGAUGAGAAACUUCGAUCUCAGCUCGAGUUGUUAAUCAGCCCUACUUGUUCAUGUAAACAGGCAGAUGUCUGUGUGCGGGAGAUAGCCCGGAAGCUUGCAAAUCCCAAGCAGCCAACAAAUCCUUUCCUGGAGAUGGUCAAAUUUCUUUUGGAAAGAAUUGCCCCGGUGCACAUUGACUCAGAAGCCAUUAGCGCACUAGUAAAGCUGAUGAAUAAAUCUAUAGAGGGGACAGCUGAUGAUGAAGAGGAGGGUGUAAGUCCUGAUACUGCUAUUCGUGCAGGACUUGAACUUCUCAAGGUUUUGUCUUUCACACAUCCUACCUCGUUCCACUCUGCAGAGACAUAUGAGUCUCUCCUGCAGUGCCUCAGGAUGGAAGAUGAUAAGGUAGCUGAGGCAGCUAUUCAGAUUUUCAGAAACACAGGCCACAAAAUAGAAACAGACCUGCCGCAGAUAAGAUCGACAUUAAUUCCUAUUUUGCAUCAGAAAGCAAAGAGAGGUACUCCUCACCAAGCAAAACAGGCUGUCCACUGUAUACAUGCCAUAUUCUCAAAUAAAGAAGUGCAACUUGCACAGAUCUUUGAGCCUCUUAGUAGAAGUUUGAAUGCUGAUGUUCCAGAGCAACUUAUAACUCCAUUAGUCUCUUUGGGCCACAUCUCUAUGUUAGCUCCAGACCAGUUUGCUUCUCCAAUGAAAUCUGUGGUUGCAAAUUUCAUCGUGAAAGAUCUCCUCAUGAAUGAUAGGUCAACAGGUGAGAAAAAUGGGAAAUUGUGGUCCCCAGAUGAAGAGGUUUCCCCAGAAGUUCUAGCAAAGGUGCAAGCAAUUAAACUUUUGGUACGCUGGCUCUUGGGUAUGAAGAACAACCAGUCUAAAUCUGCAAAUUCAACACUCCGGUUAUUAUCAGCUAUGUUGGUCAGUGAAGGAGACUUAACAGAACAGAAGAGAAUCAGUAAAUCAGAUAUGUCUCGUCUUCGACUGGCUGCUGGUAGUGCUAUAAUGAAGCUUGCACAGGAACCUUGUUACCAUGAAAUAAUUACCCCAGAGCAGUUCCAGCUCUGUGCACUUGUCAUUAAUGACGAGUGUUAUCAAGUGAGACAGAUAUUUGCUCAGAAGCUGCACAAGGCACUUGUGAAGUUACUGCUCCCAUUGGAAUACAUGGCAAUCUUUGCCUUGUGUGCCAAAGACCCUGUGAAAGAGAGAAGAGCACAUGCCAGACAGUGUUUGCUCAAAAAUAUCAGUAUACGAAGAGAGUAUAUUAAGCAGAACCCUAUGGCUAAUGAAAAGCUGUUAUCUCUUCUGCCUGAAUAUGUGGUACCAUAUAUGAUUCAUUUACUGGCGCAUGAUCCAGAUUUCACAAAACCUCAGGAUGUUGAUCAGCUUCGUGAUAUCAAAGAGUGCCUGUGGUUCAUGCUUGAAGUUUUAAUGACAAAGAAUGAGAACAACAGCCAUGCCUUCAUGAAAAAGAUGGCAGAAAACAUCAAGCUUACCCGGGAUGCUCAGUCUCCUGAUGAGCCUAAGGCCAAUGAAAAACUCUAUACAGUAUGUGAUGUAGCACUGUGUGUAAUCAACAGCAAGAGUGCUUUAUGUAAUGCAGAUUCACCAAAGGACCCCGUAUUGCCAACCAAAUUUUUUACGCAACCUGAAAAGGACUUCAGUAAUGACAGGAAUUACAUUACAGAAGAGACAAGGGUUCUUCUUUUAACGGGAAAGCCAAAACCAACUGGUGUAUUAGGUGCAGUAAACAAACCAUUAUCUGCAACUGGAAGGAGACCUUAUAUUAGAAGCACAGGAUCAGAGACUGGAAGCAAUAUUAGUGUAAACUCAGAGCUGAGCUCUCCUGCAGGAAACAGAUCAAGGGAACAGAGUUCAGAUAUAUCAGAAACUGGGGUCAGCGAAAAUGAUGAAAAUCCAGUGAGGAUUAUUUCAGUCACGCCAGCAAAGACAGAACCUGUGAAAAACAAGGAGAUUCAUUCUGAUCAGGCUACACAAGGAAACAUUAGCACUGAACGUGGAAAAAAAAGAACGGCAGUGGCAGCUGGAUCAGAAAACAUUCAUCAAAAAACAGAAGAAAAAAAAGCAGAUGAAUCAGGACCACCAGCCCCUCCCAAACCUAGGAGAGGGCGUCCACCAAAGUCUGAAUCUCAGGGCACCACAGUAAAAAAUGAUGAAACAAAUAAACCAUCUGGCAGGGGAAGGAAAAGGGCAGCAGUCAGUCAAGAGAGUUCAGGGGGUUUAGAGGCAGGUAAUGCCAAAGCACCAAAACAGCAAGACAUAGCAAAAAAAGCAGCACCAGCACAGAGACAAAUUGAUCUACAAAGAAGCCAGGUGCUGGGAAGUGAUGGAGAUUCACUGUUGGAGAUAGAAUCAAGUCCAGAAUAUUCAUCAAAUGAUAUGGAUCAUUUUAAAGCCUGUGAGAGCAGCCAGGAAGACAAUGAGGAUACAGAGCUAGCAGAGGGAGGCUUCCUUAAGGUAAAAAGAAAGCUUACUCGAAAAGGGAGGAAAUGAAGGCCAAACAAAGGCAAGCUCCAAGCUUCUGCAAAAACUAAGAUUCUGAAAUUUCCUAUACAGCAACUGAAAUUACUUCAAAACACACAGCUUUCAGCUCUGAAAACAGAAGGAAAACUAUGCUUCCCUUUUACAUGAAAUUAAUCCUUCUCAAUGGAAAUGUAAAGCAGAAACUCUUGAGAAAGAGGCUAAAAGCAUCUUAUUUCCCCAGAGACUUUUUUUUAUGAAAAGUCAAUAAUUAAGCAAAUUGCUUAACACUUGGUUCCAGUUUCUGCAUAUCUGGAGUUUAAAAGUGUUUUACUCCAUUAAUUUUCAUGCUGCAUUUUUUUUAAAUGAAAGUCAAAGGAAGUCCUUUUACUGACAUUAAAAAUUUGUGAUCCUAGAGCCAGGUUAUUCCCAUGUUUCACAAGAAAGAGUAGAGGAAAAUCACAAGAAAUACUUCUUUGCUUUACUUUUGGAGACUGUUUUAUGUAUAAUUCUUUCCGCCUGCCUACUUUUCUGCAAAAAUAAGAUGUACAGAUUUCAGUUCCCGGCUAUGAAAAGUCAUGUGGUGGCAAUUUUAUAAAUGUUGCUUUCUGAUUUUUAUCAGAGUGGGAAAAUAAUCACUUAAAAUUAUUAUUGAUUUGCAAGUAGACAUUUCAUUUUUUAAUUUUUCCUCCAUUUUAGUUUAAUAUAAUUUGCAAUAAAUGUACAUAUUGAUGUUUGUUUUAUAAAAACAUAUAUCACUUUUAAAUGUUUUUACUCCAGCAGUUCUGUUGGAAUAUUCGAAAUUUUAAAGGAGUAAAGACAGUCCAGCAUUUGAUUUUAUAAUGUUUGUCACCAGAUUUUUAUUAUUGAUGUAAAAAAGUCAAUUUUUAAAAAUAGUUGGACUUCGGCAGCUUUGUAAGGAAAGUUGGAAAUGUUUAGGAUUGCUCUCAAUUUUAAGCAUUGUGCUGAUUGGAAGUAAGUCUGUUUUGCAUUUUGUCUUCCUGCCCAGGCUCAUUUUUAAUGUUUAUUUUAGAAGACUGUUGCAUCAAUAUUAUGUUUCCUGGCAUCGUUCAGCAUAGAUACAGUGUACACUUUUAUGUACACGUGAUCAUAUUUAAGUUUGUUGCAUAAAAUAAACGCUUCUAGGUGUCAUAUGGUGGUCCUUUUUUCAUUCCCCCUAAAUCUAGUUGUGUAUCUGUACACAGUAACAUUGCAUUUGAGCAAAUAGGCUGUGUGCUG
Messenger RNA from Mauremys mutica (yellowpond turtle), 5619 nucleotides. RefSeq names its product PDS5 cohesin associated factor A (gene PDS5A). The record is from RefSeq and is a predicted model, not a curated record. The transcript has 34 exons. Gene Ontology annotation, cellular component: chromatin; nucleus. The coding region runs from base 157 to 4413 and encodes 1418 amino acids. NCBI's taxonomy places the organism in Eukaryota, Metazoa, Chordata, Testudines, Geoemydidae. Gene Ontology annotation, biological process: DNA repair; mitotic sister chromatid cohesion.